This is a messenger RNA of Geodia barretti, 666 nucleotides long. Lineage: Eukaryota; Metazoa; Porifera; Demospongiae; Tetractinellida; Geodiidae. The record is from the annotation of a GenBank genome assembly.
GUAACAAAGCUGGAUGAGUUCCCGCUCCCUCGCAUCGACGAGACCCUGGACCUUCUGGCAGGAGCAAAGUAUUUCACUACCCUGGACUUGGAGUCUGGAUAUUGACAGGUCCCAAUGGAGCCAACAUCACAGGAGAAGACAGCAUUCGUGACUCACUGUGGCUUGUACGAGUUCACGAAGAAUUCACGAAAAUGCCGUUUGGGCAAGUGAACGCUCCCGCCACCUUCCAGAGGCUCAUGGAACUUGUACUCUCUAGACUGGCUCAGGACAAAUGUCACAUUUACCUUGAUGACGUCCUGGUAUUCGGGCGGACCCUAACUGAGUAUAAUCGGAACCUCCUGACGCGUAUCAGGAAGGCCAGGCUAAGAUUGAAACCGAAGAAAUGCAAGUUUGCCAAGCUCUCAGUUGAGUAUCUGGGGUAUGUGAUCUCAUCGGCAGGUAUCCAACAGAUCCGCAGAAAGUCCUGUCUUUCCAGCAUUACCCAACAUCCACCGAUAUCAAAUCUCUUCGUUCAUUUCUUGGGCUGGCAUCGUAUUACAGGAGGUUCGUUACGAAUUUCUCCAAGGUGGCUGGACCACUCCAUGCGCUAACAAAAGAAGAUGUGCCUUACGAGUGGAGUGACACAUGUUAGAACAGCUGCGAGAGCCUAAAAACCUUACUGACCAC